Molecule: messenger RNA, 2541 nt
Organism: Lodderomyces parapsilosis
Lineage: Eukaryota; Fungi; Ascomycota; Pichiomycetes; Serinales; Debaryomycetaceae
Gene: ALR1
Product: Mg(2+) transporter
Exons: 1
Coding region: 1-2541 (846 amino acids)
Biological process (GO): intracellular magnesium ion homeostasis; magnesium ion transmembrane transport
Cellular component (GO): plasma membrane
Molecular function (GO): magnesium ion transmembrane transporter activity
Source: RefSeq, a predicted model, not a curated record
AUGUCUGAUACAGAAAGUGUUUUCCAGCCUACGGGCAACAACCACAACACGUUACGCACUGAUGAAAUAUUGAAUGAUCAUAGAAACCAAGAUACUAGUGUUGGUUCGGCAAUUAUCGAUGAUGGAGAUGAUCACCUCGAUCCAGUAGGAGUCUCCUCACAAGACAAUCCACGUUCAAAGGGAAGGACCUCAAGUAAAGCCGAAUCAGAUUUAGGUGAAGGUAACAAUCCCGAUGCUAUUUCUAAUCCAGCCACUAGUGGUAGAAGGAAGAGUACAAGAAGAACUUCAGCAAGAAGGCAAUCAAUCGGAGAGGGAGCAUUGCCUUCUCAAUUUCAACUGUACAAUCAAAGUCAACCCAAUAGGUCGUACAUGGCAUCCUUGCGUAAGGACUUUUACUUGGAAGAUGAUGAAGAUAAUACAGCUUUGCCAGUACCUAUCAUAAACAAUCCAACAAAUAGUGGAAAGCCAAGAAGCAAGUCAACCAUUGAGACGUUGGCACCCAUAAUAAAGAAAAAGACCCAUCGCAGCAACUCAAAUAAUUUAGAAGCUGAUAUUCUGAGCCCAUUAACGAAAAUCAAAACGAAUGACUCGUUUAUAAUCACAAGCAAUGGCAAUGGAGAGGAAGUAAAAAUUAGAAGACCUUCCAAAUCAUCGAUUGAUAGCGAAGCCGAUUCGCACGGAUCAAGAUCUUCACAAGAAACGGAAGAAGAUGUUUGUUUUCCUAUGAUGAGAGAGCACGUUAAGGUUAAUGGUAUUGAUUUUGACGAGAUUGAUGAGUUCAUCAGGGAGGAAAGAGAGGAGGCAGCUAUGCAACGUGAGUUUUUAACGAGGAAUCAACUGGCAAUUGAAGAAAUUAGCUAUGAAAAUUCGCGCAAGUUUGACAAUUUGAGAAGAAGUGGUAGUGCCAAUGCAAUACCAUCAAACACCUCUGGAUUGAGUCGGCAACCCACUAGUACAGCGGCACUCAAAUACACCCCUAAAAAUAUUUUACAUAAAACAUUUCAACGUUCUAAUGAAGUGCCAGAGUCAACAAGCACUACAUCAUCUUCAUUGGAAGAGUUGAAGGCCAGGCAAGCUGUAGGGGCAGAUGAUGCGUCUUCGAUGGAACAGGUCAAAUUUGGUGGUGCCAGGGUUACCGAUGGUACUAAUGGUACUUUGCCUGAUAGAUUUUCUUUCUUCCAUUCUGAGUCUGAAGAAACUGUGCAUGCACCUGAUAUUCCUUCACUUGUUCCCAAUGGUGAAUCAAUACAAGAGCUUUUCCACAAUGGAGAAGAAACUUGGUGGUUGGAUUGUACAUGUCCUACUGAUGCCGAGAUGAAAAUGCUUGCCAAGGCGUUUGGAAUUCACCCUUUGACAGCUGAGGAUAUCCGAAUGCAGGAAACACGAGAAAAAGUGGAGUUGUUUAAAAGUUAUUAUUUUGUUUGUUUCCACACUUUUGAAGCAGACAAGGAAUCUGAAGAUUAUCUUGAACCAAUUAAUGUCUAUAUUGUUGUUUUCCGCGAUGGUAUACUCACCUUCCAUUUCUCUCCAUUGACACAUCCAGCAAGUGUUAGAAGAAGAGUGAGGCAAUUGAGAGAUUAUGUCGACGUUACUGCUGAUUGGCUAUGCUAUGCAAUGAUUGAUGACAUCACUGAUAGUUUUGCCCCCGUAAUACAUGGAAUUGAAUAUGAGGCGGAUGCUAUUGAGGAUGCUGUUUUCACCGCGAGGGACACCGACUUUAGUAAUAUGUUGCAAAGAAUCGGAGAGUCACGAAGAAAAGUAAUGACGUUGAUGAGACUACUUUCUGGAAAAGCUGACGUUAUCAAGAUGUUUGCCAAAAGGUGUCAAGAUGAAGCAGCUUUAGGGUACGAAAAACAGCAGCAACAGCAGCGUCGGCAACAGCGUCUCCAUCAGGAUUAUGCAUCCCCGCGCUCAUCGUCAGCAAACAUUCCUGAAACGCAUGGUAGUGGAGGAGGAGGUGGUGGUGGGGGUAAUACGCCUUCGAAUAAUUCCACCGGACACAAUGGCAUGCCCUCAUCUUUCGGCCAAUCACAGGCUUGGCUGCAAAACAUGGCUGAUAAUGCGCGUCCUCGUGCAGACAUUGCAUUGUAUUUGGGCGAUAUUCAGGAUCAUAUAAUUACCAUGUUUCAAAAUUUGUUGGCGUAUGAGAAAAUUUUCUCGCGGUCUCAUUCCAACUACUUGGCACAAUUGCAAGUGGAAAGUUUCAAUUCCAACAACAAAAUUACAGAGAUGUUUUCCAAGGUAACAAUCAUUGGUACAAUGUUGGUUCCAUUGAAUUUGGUGACUGGUUUGUUUGGAAUGAAUGUAACAGUUCCUGGACAAGAUUCAAGCAUAGCUUGGUUUUUUGGUAUCGUUGGUGUAUUGAUACUUGUUGUGAUUGGAAGUAUAGCAUUUGCUAAUUGGUGGUUGAAGAGUAUUAAUAGGCAAAUUGAUAAGGAGAAAAGAGCAGGUUUCAGUUCAUCUAGAAGGAGCAUUCGGAGUUUGGGGUUAAGGCGUCACAGUGCCAAGUCGGUGAUAAGCUUUCCCAACAAAUACGAUUAA